This is a messenger RNA of Durusdinium trenchii, 1208 nucleotides long. The record is from the annotation of a GenBank genome assembly. NCBI's taxonomy places the organism in Eukaryota, Dinophyceae, Suessiales, Symbiodiniaceae.
CAACGCCAAAGAACACCUAUACCCUCUUUGUGCUUGGCUUUGCCAUGGCGCACAAGCUGCUGAAAGGGGUGCGCUCAGCCAAAAAGUCCAGCUUGAAGAAACAGUUUAAACAGGACAAAGAAAAGAAAAGACAAAAGGCAGCCCAAAAGGCCAAGCGAGAAGAAGAGAGGGAUGAAAAUCCCUUGGCCGGACUGAAAAAGUGGCAGAAGAAGGCCAUACGCCAGGAAGCCGCGGCGCAAGCGGCCGCGGCGGCCCAAGCGGCCGCCGGCCUGGCGAAGGCCAAAGUCACGACGAAGAGGGCAAGGGCGAAGGUGGAGAGCGCAGCUGAAGCUCCAAGUCCAGGGCAAAGCUCCCAACGGUCGCAAAAAGAGAAGAAGCUGGCCAAGAAGGAGGCGCGACAGCAAGCGCAUCAGCAGCGGCAGCACCGCGAGCUUUACGCCGGUUCGGGCCGCGUGCUGUUGGUGGGCGAAGGCAACUUUAGCUUUGCGCGUGCCCUAUGUGAAGUGCGCGGUUCAGGAGACGGAAUCUAUGCCAGUGCCUUUGAUGGUGAAGCGACCUUGAAGCGGAGUCUUGGAAGUGUUCGCAGAAAGAACGCAGCCUACGGUACUGGGCUCCAGAACGGAGGGAAAUACCCGGAUGCCGUAGAGCUGCAGAAGCAGGUCGAGGAGAAGGGUGGCACCACGCUGCUCAAUGUGGAUGCCACGAAGCUUCACAAAGUGAGAGAAUUCCGCGAUGCGUUCAGCAUCAUCCUGUGGAACUUCCCUCAUUUGGGUGCUGGCGAGAAGGACGUGGAGAAGAACAAUGAUCUCCAUCGAAAGCUGUUGAGCGCCUUCUUCAUGUCCGCGCUGCGUUGUUUGGAUGAGCAGGGCACGGUGCAUGUGGCCAUGAAGGAAGGUGAGCCGUACAAGAGCUGGAAGAUUGUGCAGCUGGCCAAGGUGUCCACGGAUGGAGUGCUCCAGCUGCAGAAGGUGGUGCCCUUCUCCUUGAGCGCGUGGCCAGGCUACGAGCACCGGCGCACACGAGGCUUCAACGAGCGAUUCUCCAAGAAGGACAACGAAGAGCUGGCCAAAGGUGCCAAGGUCUAUGUCUUCGCGCGAAGUCAAGGCAACGCCGAGGCUGAACAAGACGCGGAAGAUGAAUAGAAGUCGAAGGAUUCCUGGAGCCCCGCGAAGCGCGGCGAAGCAGUACUCCAAGCAGGAUUCCGGGAG